ACAUACAGGAUUUUGAGGCAGUGUCAGCAAAAGGUGUGUAGUUGUGAUUGCAUGUAAGAGAAAGAAGAAGAUCGCCGGUCUUUACAGAACAAACAGCUUCUGUUCUGUCCAUCUUGUCAUCAUUUCUCCAGCUCUAAACAUGAUGCUGCUGCUGCUGUCCCUCGUGCUGCUGUCACUCACCGAUGAUGGCCACGCUCUGCAGGUGUGGGGUCAUAGAGAAAAUGGCUCAUGCCUGUGUGAGGUAAACCCCGACCUGUGGGUGUUCCCUGCUGCCAAGUAUGAUGCUGCACUGCAGACUGUUCUAACAUGUGAAGGAUCUUUGGACAAGCUGCAAGAGCAGGUCAAUUUGUCCCUUCAGCGUCUCCCUCAGGUCAAGGCUCUGAUUCACAAUGUGAGCAGUCAGCUGGAACCUUUCCAGUACCUGCACUACCAGGGCCUGUACUCAGACUUGUCUCUGCGUCUGCUGGGACAGGAGCUCAGCCAGCUGGAGACAGACGUCAGUGCCAUCCACAGCCAGCUGAACAACGCCGAAACACAAAAACUCUCUAAAGAGGUGAGUAAUCUGCGUGGCAAGGUGCGACGGAUGACAAUGACAGACACAGUUAACAUGAAAUCUGUGAAAGAGAAACUACGCAACCUGAAGAACACCGCCGAGUCCUGCAAGUCCAUCCCCAACGAUUUCAGAGGCCAAGGUAGUUACUGCUUAAAGGGUCUGCUCUCCAAUGUCAGCAGUCCUGUCAUGACCAAGAUAAGUCCCUAUGGUAAGUCCUACAUCUCGGGCUCAUGGGGCAAACAGGCCCAGAGGGACAGCGAGGAGUACACGACCAGCUAUUGGGUCCAACCUCUGGUCAACAGCCACAUCUGGGGAAAUACUCUCCGCACCUACAAAGACUAUGACGACUUCAUGGCUUCUGCCAACCACAAAGAUUUUACCUUUGCUCCAUCGCACACCCAUGCCAACUCUAUUGAGGGUCCCAGUGGUGUCCUAUACGGUGAAGCCUUCUACUACAACUGCUACCGUUCUCCGGAUGUGUGCCGCUACGAUCUGAAAACCAGUCAUGUCAAACGGGUAAAACUUCCAGGCACCGAAGUGGGUUUCAACAAUAAGUUCCCUUACUGUUACUACGAGUGCCGUGCCAACAGUGACAUAGACAUAGGAGUAGACGAGAAAGGACUAUGGGCCAUCUAUGCCACUGUUGGUAACCAUGGUAAUCUAGUGGCGAGCAGGCUGGAGUGGGACAGUGAAAGCGAAACACUCAAUGUCACACAGACGUGGGAGACGAGACUAUUCAAGAAGGCGGCGAGCAAUGCUUUCAUGGUGUGUGGUGUGCUGUAUGCCACUCGGUAUGUGGACUUAUACCGUGAGGAGGUUUUCUAUGCCUUUGACACAGCAACAGGCAAAGAGGAUAACUCACUAGCACUGCCACUGGAGAAGGUCGCUAAAGGAAUGGCCAGUCUGAGUUACAACCCCACCAACAGGCAGCUCUACAUGUACAACGAUGGGUAUCUGCUGGCAUAUGAUGCCCAAUUCUGAUCUGAGGCCGCUGUGCUGUGUCCCCCUGUUAGCCACGUUUCUAUGACACACGGAUAUUGCUAAGCAGAAAACAAUCAAGAAAGUAAACAACAGCAACAUGGAUUAACCAAUGUUAGCAUUUGUCUACUGGAACAAGCUUAAUCAUGCAUUGUGCAUAGCUUACACAUAAUGUUACAGAUGUUUCCAAUGUAUAAUGAUAAUAUGUAAUGGUAUGAAAAAUAAAAUAAACUUUGCACUUAAAAUUUA
Solea senegalensis (Senegalese sole) is the source of this 1780-nucleotide messenger RNA. RefSeq names its product olfactomedin-like. Gene Ontology annotation, biological process: signal transduction. The record is from RefSeq and is a predicted model, not a curated record. The coding region runs from base 140 to 1534 and encodes 464 amino acids. The transcript has 5 exons. Lineage: Eukaryota; Metazoa; Chordata; Actinopteri; Pleuronectiformes; Soleidae.